Molecule: messenger RNA, 1107 nt
Organism: Hemisphaericaspora subhashii
Lineage: Eukaryota; Fungi; Ascomycota; Pichiomycetes; Serinales; Debaryomycetaceae
Gene: SEH1
Product: Seh1p
Exons: 1
Coding region: 1-1107 (368 amino acids)
Biological process (GO): cellular response to amino acid starvation; positive regulation of TORC1 signaling
Cellular component (GO): nuclear pore outer ring; Seh1-associated complex
Molecular function (GO): structural molecule activity; protein binding
Source: RefSeq, a predicted model, not a curated record
AUGAAGCCAUUCUUGACAGGUCAUGAGGAAUUAAUCCACGACAUCAAAUAUGAUUAUUACGGUAAACACAUAGCAACAGUCUCAUCCGAUCAACAUAUUAAAGUAUUUGACUUGGAUUCAGCUACAUCGUCUUGGAUAUUGAAUGAUCUGUGGAAAGCCCAUGAUUCAUCAAUUAUCAGAGUAUCUUGGGCCCAUCCUGAAUUUUCCAGUUCUAAAAUAAUCGCAUCUUGUUCAUUCGAUAGAACUGUAAAAAUAUGGCAAGAACAACCUGAUGAAUUACAUGGUUCUGGUAGGAGAUGGACCAAAUUGGCAACUUUGGCAAUCGAAUCUUAUGGACCAAUAUAUGAUGUUGUGUUUGCUCCUAAUCAUCUUGGUUUUAAAUUGGGAUGUGUUGGUUCUGAUGGGAUCUUUAGGAUUUAUGAAUCGAUGGAACCUAAUGAUUUAAGUAAUUGGGCUUUAACUACUGAAAUACCAAUAUUAAAUCUGCAAUUGCCAGCAAAGAGUUUACAAAGUAGUUUUGCUAUUGAAUGGUGUCCAUCAAAGUUUACUAAAACAGAAAAAUUCAUAGUUGCGGCUUUGGAUCAAGGGUUUAUAUAUGGUACUACAGUCUCAUCUCAAGAUCGUAAAAUCAAUGAAGAAGGGAUCUACUCAGGAGCUAGUUCUCAUGUUGAUACACAUAUUGAUAAUGAACAUGAACAUGAACUUGAACGAAGUAAGGAUUCGGACUCCAAAUAUGUUAAACUAGGGAAUCUACCUGAACAUAAUGGAUUGAUUAGAUCUGUUUGUUGGGCUCCCUCAAUGGGUAGAAAUUACCAUUUAAUUGCAACUGGUUGUAAAGAUGGUUUUGUAAGAAUAUUUAAAGCUACAGAAACUUCACUGGGAGAUUUGAAAAUUGAGACAUUGGCCAAAUUAAGUGAUCAUAAACUGGAAGUAUGGCGAGUUAAUUGGAACAUGACGGGGACUAUACUUUCAUCAGCAGGAGAUGAUGGUAAACUAAGACUUUGGAAGUGUAAUUAUUUGAGUGAAUGGAAGUGUAUGAGUGUUAUAAAUACAAGUAAUCGGUCAGAUAACCGUACUAUAGAGGCAGAUCCAAUAAAAACAAAGUAG